CUCUCCGCCUCCACAAACACACACACACACACUGGCGACACCGACCAGAGAGCCACACAGGAACGUCAUCCUCGCCAUACCCAUCACCCAGUCACUCGCCAAAAUCUUACAAGUAUCUAGGGAAAAAAGUACGGGAUAUUCGAGGAGCUGCUAGUGGACUACUCAGGAGCAGCAGUAGUGGACUGGACACAAAGAAGGCGCUACUGGACAACUCCGGAACAGGUGAUACACCAGGAAGAGGCUACAGGACAAGCUAGGACACCAAGGUUCAGUUACUGACCCCAGCGGAAGGAGCUGCAGGACAGCCAAGGACGGGAAACAAGCAGGUUGCAGUACAAUUCAAGAUAAUAAAGGUUGGCAGUUGGACAAUCUAGGACCACCAAAGGCAGCUAGAGAGACACCAAUGGCGGCCGGCCGUCCCAGAGGGACAUAUAACCACGUCCUAACCCUCCGCCUCCUCACCAUUCUAGUUUUGGGUGGUUGUGGUGCCGCUGAUACUCUGUUGUCGUUGGACGCCUUCUCCAAGUACCAGGCGCGGGGUGGAGGGAGCCGCCCACAGGUGAGGCAACCCUUCCUCAAACACCACCAGCCUCCCUCAGGAGUCCUCCUGCCCGAGGGACGCCCACAGCAGCAGGAGCGCCUCCAGGAUGAGGACCCACUGGCGUCUCCCGACGCUUUCAGAAGACGCAGCCAUGCCCAAAGGGGAGACGGGCAACUCGAGUUCAAAUCCAUCUUAGGAAGGGGCUUAGUGGUGUCUGGGGAGGAUAUAGGAUACAGGAGGGGUAAAGGGCUGCCUAGAGAGGAUAAAGGGCUGCCUAGAGAGGAUAAAGGACUGCCUAGAGAGGAUAAAGGGUUGCCAAGGGGAUAUAAAGGGUCACCUGGUAUUCGCCAGGUGUCACGAACACGCAAGAGCGCCCAGCACACCGGUCCAGAAGCCACUCCAAAAACAAACGAGGCAUUAAAGACGCUCCCUGCGCUGGUGGAAGACGCCUUCCUGCCCCCGGUACUGCCUCCUCUACAGCAAGUCUCGCCUUUUGAGGUGCCGAAGAUUGGCAAAAUUGAGCCUUUCAUGUUGGGCGGGAAGAGCGCCGUCAGCUCCCUGGGGAAGGAUCCUGGUGAUGAGAUCUCGUCUCGUUAUGCUGCUGUGGGGGGCUUCACCCCCUUUCCUCCUCCAUCUAUUCCGGGCAAAGACGAACCUUAUGGCUCGCUACCCAGGUUAAUCCCUAUUGGGGAAGCCCCUGAACAUAAAUCCCCUAGUUUUGCUCUAACACUUCCCAACCGUAAAUCGCCAACUACACAAUCUCCAGUUAAGUCUUCGAUAGGUAAAUCGCCAAGUCUCCCUUCCCCUGCAAUCCCAUUAGGUCAUAAGCUCCCAGGUCCAGCACUCCGUGGUAAUCCUGAUGUCAGUAAGCCACUAAACCCACCUGUGAGCAUCUCUGGAGAUGAAUCCCCAGGUCCCGUGGCUCCUACUGCUCCCCCCCGACGGUUACCCCCUCUGGGAGGCCCACUCCCUCCUGGCCCACCUCCUGAAUUCCCCACAGCUCAUCACCCAUCUGGCCAAGGCCCACCCAUCACCCAUCCCGUACGAAAAUCCCCAACACAACAGCCGCCUAUUACUUCAGCAAGACUCAAAUCUCCCAUUCCAGGUAAGCCCAGUAAUCCUCCGGGAAAAUCCCCCUUGCUACUUCCGAAGCUCCCGGUCACCGACUCCCACCGUCAUAAGACGCCCCCGGUUCGUAAAUCUCCCCCUGCGCCCCCGGUGGCCAAGUCUCCUCCGUCAGUACCGGAGAUAACCAGCACCUCCCCAGCCCUGGGGCUCCCAGCCCCCUCGCUCAGCACCAAGCACACCUUCCCAGACCUCUCAGACGAGGGCACGGUCACGCCCACGCUAAAGCCCGGGGUCACCCUGGCCAUCGCCGCCCCCAUUGAACUCCCUACCUACAAAAUCGGACCGACGGGCAUAGAGCUCCAGGGAGGCUCGGCCGGCCCCCCCGUGGCCGGUGGACCCCCACUGGUCACCCCAUUCAACCCCUUCAGCACCGUGGUGCUCCCAGGGUACGGCCAGACCCUGGGAGGGAGUCAGAACUACUACCACCUCCCACUGCAAAUCCCACUGCUCAACUUCCCAGGAGGAGGUGGCGGCUUGCAGGGAUUUUAACACUGACUCAAGUCAUUCACAUCUUCCUGUAUAACUCUUCUGCAGCUUGAAUGACGGCGUCUGUAUCAUACAUGUAUGCCAGGUGUGCUGAAUGUGAAGCAGUAUACACUGAUGUAUUAAUACAUAACUUGUAUAAGCUGCUGUAUUAAUAUAUAACUUGUAAACACUCCUGUAUUAAUGCAUAACUUAUAUACCCUGCUGUAUUAAUACAUAACUUGUAUACACUGUUGUAUUAAUACAUAACUUGUAUGCACUGCUGUAUUAAUACAUAACUUGUAUACACUGUUGUAUUAAUACAUAACUUGUAUGCACUGCUGUAUUAAUACAUAACUUGUAUACACUGCUGUAUUAAUACAUAACUUGUAUACACUGCUGUAUUAAUACAUAACUUGUAUACACUGCUGUAUUAAUACAUAACUUGUAUACACUGCUGUAUUAAUACAUAACUUGUAUACACUGCUGUA
Messenger RNA from Procambarus clarkii (red swamp crayfish), 2622 nucleotides. RefSeq lists its product as uncharacterized. The record is from RefSeq and is a predicted model, not a curated record. NCBI's taxonomy places the organism in Eukaryota, Metazoa, Arthropoda, Malacostraca, Decapoda, Cambaridae.